This is a messenger RNA of Prosopis cineraria, 2227 nucleotides long. RefSeq names its product zinc finger CCCH domain-containing protein 32-like. Bases 289 to 1320 code for a protein of 343 amino acids. The transcript has 7 exons. Gene Ontology annotation, molecular function: metal ion binding; mRNA binding. The record is from RefSeq and is a predicted model, not a curated record. NCBI's taxonomy places the organism in Eukaryota, Viridiplantae, Streptophyta, Magnoliopsida, Fabales, Fabaceae.
AGCUGGAACCCAACCCCAAAGCCAGACCGUACACACUGCCCUGUCCUAGAGAGUGUGCGUGCGAGGCAGUGAGCUAGUGAGAGAGUAAGGGGAGGAAAGGAAGAGCAGAGACUCCGUUCUUGUGUACACAUCUCCGUCACUCGGAAUAGCGACGCAGCCGAGCAAGGAACAAAAGCGUCACCGAUCUCUCAGAACAUUCUAGACCACUGUAAAUUUCUUGUGCAGUACCCUUUCGGGCCUGUAAAGUUUGUGAGUUGUACAGGAUUCUCAGUACAAACAACCAUUUCCAUGGAGUUGUACGGUCGGAACCCGGCUAGGAAUGGGUCGCAACCGGGUAAUCAAUAUGAAUGGCACGCAUCAGGCGGCGAAACUGGGCUUGAAGAGCCGAUGUGGCAACUAACCAUCGGUGGCAGCGAAUCUUACCCGGAGCGACCAGGCGUGCCCAAUUGUGUGUAUUACAUGCGAACCGGGUUCUGUGGAUACGGUAGCAGGUGCCGUUACAAUCAUCCUCGUGAUCGUGCUGCGGUAGCAGCUGCUGUUAGAGCUACAGGGGAGUACCCAGAACGAGUGGGGGAACCUUCAUGUCAGUAUUAUUUAAAAACGGGGACCUGCAAAUUCGGUGCAUCCUGUAAAUUUCACCAUCCAAAACACGGAGGUGGAUCAUUAAGUCAAGCUCCACUAAAUAUUCAUGGAUACCCGUUACGCCCGGGUGAGAAAGAAUGCUCCUACUAUUUGAAAACGGGGCAGUGCAAAUUUGGCAUGACCUGUAAAUUCCAUCAUCCUCAUCCUGCUGGUGCAUCAAUGCCAGCAUCUGCACCUCAGUUUUAUCAACAGGUGCAGUCUCCUACAGUCCCUCUAGCUGAACAGUAUGGGGGGGCAUCCAACAGUUUGAGAGUAGCUAGGCCUUCAAUGUUGCCUGGUUCAUAUGUGCAAGGGGCUUAUGGUCCUGUCCUUCUUUCUCCAGGGGUUGUUCCCUUUGCAGGAUGGAGUCAUUAUACGGCACCUGUGAGUCCUGUGUUAUCACCUGGUGCUCAAUCUGCUGUUGGGGCUACUUCUCUGUAUGGAGUGACCCAGUUGUCUUCAACAACAUCAGCUUUUGCUAGACCAUAUACUCCUCUUCCCUCUACUACUGGCCUUUCGGGCAGUGGCCUGAAGGAACAAUUAUUUCCUGAAAGGCCUGGUGAACCUGAAUGCCAAUACUAUCUGAGAACAGGAGACUGCAAAUAUGGAUCAGCAUGUCGAUAUCAUCAUCCUAGGGACUGGACUGUGACUCGGCCACUUCUCAGCUCCAUUGGUCUUCCUUUACGUCCGCAUGCUUGAGACAAGCAAACCCAUGGAGAAACCAAGGGCGCACUUGAGUAACAAAUUUUUGGAUUCCAAAGCAUCACUCCUUAUUUUUGAGUGCCUGAUCGAAGAAGAGCAUGGAUGGGAAUAUAUUCUAUCAAAGGUUUAUGUACAUUACAUGUACAGCAUUAUAAAUUUUGGUUGCAACCAAGUUUUUCGGCUUGUAAUGGGAUAGAGAACGUGAGAAGCAGUUUAACACAUUUUGGGGCUGUAAUUUUGUUUACAGAAAGCUUGCAUUCAGAACUGCAGUAGUGACUUAAUAUGAAGUCUAAUGGCUUUACUUAAACUUAUUUAUUUUUACUUUGCUCUACCACUUUUCUUAGCUGUGUAUAUCAGUGGCUUUGAGAGUGUUUCCUUGCAGUGUUAGCCACUUUUACAGGCACUGAAGGAUGGUAAUAAUCUUUAAUCACAUUUAAAUAAUGGGGUGCUUUCCCAUUUUCCUUGAAUUUAGAUUAUGUUCUUUUAGUAUGUACAUCGGAGCUAAUAUAUAUUUUCUUUGCAGUUAAAUGCCCAUCUGGUGUCGCUAAGAUCAUUUAUAUGAUUUUUUAUUCACUUGCAUGUGUGCUAGUGUUGGCCCAGAUUUUCCUAGCCUUUUCUUAUCUUGCAUUUUAUUAUUCUGUGAAUGAUGUUUUGUGAUUUUUUUACUUCUGCUGUUUAAUUUGACGCUACCUACUUGUUGAAAGAAUUGCUCUGACUGAUCAUUUCCAAGCCUGCUGUGUAAUAGCAUGUUUUGAGAGAUAAUAAGAAAUGGGACAAAUAUAAUGUUAUUGGAUAUUAUUUGUUGCUAACAACACAAGGAUUAAGUUCUAAACAUUCUCAUGUUGUUUUGCUGCAUUACAAUUAAUGUUCUUUCUUUUGGGAAUUUUUUCUUAAUCAAUCCCUU